CAGAGGCAGGAUGCUGCUGGGAUGGUUCUCAGGGGAAAGGGGAAUUGAAAAGAAAAGACAUCUCCAAGGAGGGCAGAGAGGGAGGGAAGCUGUGGUACACACACACACACACACACACACACACACACACACACCCCGCCUCCCUGCCUCUGCCUAAGCCUUACUCUGAGAGAAGCAUCCUUCUUCUUGCUCUGAGCUUUCUGUUGCUUCCCCGCCCAUCUGUGUUGUCAGCAGAGCCAGCAAAGUUGGCUUCAAACUUGAACGGACCUGAAGGCUUCAUCCUCCUGGGAGCUCUGCAGGGGCAGAAGCAGCCCCCAGCCUCUGAACUCCACUGGCUUCCCGAAGCCCCCUCUGACCCUGCCAGAGGCCAGCUGGCCCUCUGUCUGCUGGGCCCCUAGUCUGGGCUGGGAAUGGUGCACUGAGAUCCCUCUGGAGCCCUUCACCCUAGUCUGAAGCUGGAGCAGCCUGAGGUCCAGGUCAACAUGGCUAACCCCACGCAUCCUCAGUUUUCCCAGGCACAGGAGCUGAGCUCCACCUUACCGCAGAACCUGCCUGAGAUGGAGAAGCUCCUCACCAAGGUGGACAGCAAGGAUGACAAAGCCCUGAAUCUGUCCAAGUCCCUCUCUGGGGCUGUGGACUUGGAGCAGAAUGGCCAUAGUCUGCCCUUCAAGGUGAUCUCUGAGGUGCACCGGGAGGCCUCAAGGCCUGGCUCCCCUUCCCGGGCCAGCUCAAGACGGGCAUCCUCCAUCGCCACCACUUCCUUUGCCCAGGACCAAGAAGCCCCCAAAGAUUACCUCGUCCUUGCCAUCGCCUCUUGUUUCUGCCCCAUGUGGCCCCUCAACCUCAUUCCCCUCAUCUUUUCUAUCAUGUCUCGAAGUAGCAUGCAGCAUGGGGACAUGGAUGGGGCCCAGAGGCUAGGCCGCCUGGCCCGGCUGCUCAGCAUCAGCUUCAUCAUCCUGGGGAUCGUCAUCAUCAUUGUGGCUAUCAACUUCUUAGGUGAGGCACAGCUGCAUGGAGUAGAGGGAGCCACUGGGGUAGGGACAGUGGGUGGGGGCCACAGCAUUAUCUUUUCACUCCAGAAAAGUGGCCCAGCUCUGCAGCAGUGACCACAUGAAUGGGGAUUUUCUGACUUGUCUUAUACCCUGGCAGUAAAUCAAGAGAAAAGGGUGUGGAAAGGACAAUGGCCUAGGAGUAAGAGGCCAUGAGAUCCAGUCUCAUCUCUGAUGGCCCUGGGACCUGCGCCAGUGUCCUGUUUGGUUGAGCUCAGUGUUUUCCUGUAUCAAGUGCCAGGAAAAAGCCUCUAGCAGGAAAGGUUUUGUGAACAUCAUUCAAGAUAAUGGAUAUGACUCUGCUUUGUAAACUGUGGGCUUGAUGCAGUGAUCUUGUGCUGAGGCAGCCAGUGUAGACCAGAAGCAAACCACACACUUGGAGGAAAUCAGGAAGCAGCAUUCUAUAAGUACCUGAAGGUGGCCCAGGGAAGUUAUCUCAGCAGGGAAACCCCUCAAAGGGGACUCUCUACAGCCCAUGCAGCUUUGUGAGUUUGAGAGUUUUCCAGCUCAGAGCUAUACCACACACUUUUGCUGGGAUAUCUCUUCUCACUUCAUUGGUCAAGCUAACCCUUUCCUCUAAAAACCUUGCUACACAAAACACAUUCCAUGCCAGAUGUGGUGGCAUGUACCUAUAAUCCUAGCACUCAGGAGGCUGAGGCAGGAGGAUUGCCAUGAGUUUGAGGCCAGCCUGGGCUAUAUAGUGAGUUCAAGGCAGCCUGAACUACAUAAUGAGACCUUGUCUCAAAAAAAAAAAUCAAAACAAAAUAAAAACCAAACAAAAAACUAAAAUGUGCUCCAUGGACUGCAGCAGGAGCAUCUCCUUGGACCAUGUCAGAAAUGUCGAAUCUCACUGAACUGGAAUCUGCAUUUUAGUACAAUUCAUAGUCCAGCCAUUGAAGUGUGGCAUACAUUGGUUUAGAGUAUGGAGCUUGACUUGGGCCAGAAGGCCUGGAGUCCAGUGGUGGGCCACUCGGGAGAGAGGAGUGUUCAGAUUGGCAGUCAGCCUAAUCCAGGUCCUCUGCUUUCUUGCUGUGGAAAUUGAAGCAUAUCCCACAAGCCCUAUUAGCCUCAGUUUACUCUGUUAGUGCAGAGUCUGAUGCAUGCACAGGCAAAUGAGAGCAGGAGCCAGUAGCCCAGGGUAUUAGGCUCAGUAUCACCUUAUGAUGCCCCAGCCCCCUUUGUCCUGCUGUUGCUCAUCAUU
Messenger RNA from Heterocephalus glaber (naked mole-rat), 2250 nucleotides. It is a transcript of the gene Trarg1, whose product is annotated as trafficking regulator of GLUT4 (SLC2A4) 1. Gene Ontology annotation, cellular component: membrane. Lineage: Eukaryota; Metazoa; Chordata; Mammalia; Rodentia; Bathyergidae. The record is from RefSeq and is a predicted model, not a curated record.